AUGGCCACAACAGAGGGACCCGCCAGGGCGCAUGAUCGCAAUGGACGCCGUCAUCCCUUCUCCAGUUGGAUGAAGCGGCUUGCUAGUUUAAAACAUUCGACCGAUUCAGGUUCCAACCGUUGGUCUCACAAACGCCAUGCGACGCCGAAACACAAGAACCGCAAUUCGAAGAAUAACCCCUACCCACUUUCUGGAAAUAACACCGCUGCCAAUCCCUGUGGUGACAACAUCAGCGAUGCUACUGCAUCGGAUUUCAGCGCCGAAACUGACGGGCAAUCCGGCUCUGGAAGCGAGCCCUCUAUCACAUACUCCUGUUACGAGCACCAGGUUCCCGCCACCAGUGCUAAAUCUACGGCACCCACCAUCUCCACAAACGGUGACACAGCCAUAUCGGACGCAGCUUAUUCGAAGGCAGGUACAAUGGUCACGGCCGGAGGAGGGAUCAGUUCACACGGUGGGGGCGAAGGAAGCACCUUUUCAUCCCCAGCGCCAUCCGUCCGGUCUCUAACAACCACCUUGACCACGGUUCAAUCGGCAGCACCAUCGGGCCACCUCUACAAUCCGCAGAAUCACCACCAUGGUCUUGCUCACACCAACUCCUUGCAGAAUCAUGCGACGCAGCAGGUUCAAUUUUCUCAUCAAUUUCCCUCGUCGCCGGCCACGGCGGUCCCGCCCCACCUUACUCCUCACGGUCACUCGGUUACUUACAGCUCCGCGACGGCGAACAAUCUUCUCACCGACAAUGCAUCCAUACUUACACUGGCGUCUUCCUCCAAGCGACGGCGUCGUAACUCCUUAGAUACCAAUGCCUCGGUGCGCGCCUUGGCCCCGUCCUCAGUCUUUGGUGGUAGUCGGGAGAGUCUGCCUCUGAGUGUUCUCAGCGGUACUAUUGGAGAGCAGCCUUCCAAUACCUCCUCGCUCAAUGCUCCAGGCGUUCUUAAUCGUCCUAGCUUGGUCGGUCUUGCCAGCGUAGAGCGCGCCAGCGUCUACUCAGCCUCAAGCGCUACCCCGUUGGCUGGUGAGCGCGGCAAUUUUCACAAGGCCGCCACCACGGCCGGGGAUGCCGCGAGCACUAUGAGUGUGUCUCAUUCGCAUAGCCGUCACGAUAGUAACGCAGCCAGCGUGACCGGCGCUGGCCCCGGGAAUGCGUGGUCAGGGCCAUCCCAACAGCAGCAAGCGGCCGUAACGGGGCGCAUCAGCCGUCGCAGCUCAGGAUGGGGCGAAAUCAACGGCGACGAAAGCGACGAAGAGAAGCUUCCCGAACGGAAAGCAGGUGAAAGUGAGGAGGCUAUGGCAGAGUCCACAAUCAGAAAGUCAAGGCAGCAGCUUGAUGGGUUGCUGCUUGAGAAAUAG
Aspergillus aculeatinus CBS 121060 is the source of this 1353-nucleotide messenger RNA. RefSeq lists its product as uncharacterized. Bases 1 to 1353 code for a protein of 450 amino acids. The record is from RefSeq and is a predicted model, not a curated record. The transcript has 2 exons. NCBI's taxonomy places the organism in Eukaryota, Fungi, Ascomycota, Eurotiomycetes, Eurotiales, Aspergillaceae.